Messenger RNA from Vanderwaltozyma polyspora DSM 70294, 603 nucleotides. It is a transcript of the gene TMA16, whose product is annotated as Tma16p. Bases 1 to 603 code for a protein of 200 amino acids. The record is from RefSeq and is a predicted model, not a curated record. Lineage: Eukaryota; Fungi; Ascomycota; Saccharomycetes; Saccharomycetales; Saccharomycetaceae. Gene Ontology annotation, cellular component: nucleus. The transcript has a single exon.
AUGAUCAUAACUUCAGUAGCACAGCACAGAACCCCAAUCAAGAUGCCAGUCAGCAAGUCAUUAUCUAAAAUACAAAAGAGGUUGAAAACUGGUAGUAAACAAACUACUGUUCACCCAAAGGGACGUAAAUUUCAACAGCUAAAUAAAGCUACCAUUCGUGAAAGUAAAAUUGCAGCAAAGAAGAAGGCUUAUAACGAAAAAAGAUCCAAUGAAUUAGCCAGGGUAAAGUUUAUUCAAGAUGUGAUAAAUUUGGAAUCAUUUAAAGAACAAAAUACUUUUAGUCAUGAAGAAACCGCUGUAUUUAUUCAACAAUUUAUUGCGAGGGAUGAUGAUGAAUUAGAUGAAUUGAAGAAGAAGAGAAGAGCCAACAGACCACCAACAAGUAAGCAACAACUUCUAGAACAGAAGAAGAAAUUGGAAUUAGAAGAAUUUGAAAAAGGCUUUUUCUGUCCAGAUCUAACUGAUGAGAAGACAGUAAGCUUCUUAAGAGAGUGGAAUCAAACUUUUGGUGGUGUUAAUAGUAUUAAAUUCAUUAGAGUCACUGAUAAAGGUACCCAAGUGCUGAAUUCAAAAGUUGAACUAACUGAUAUUGAAAUGCAAUGA